CAAAAAUCACUUACCCGUAACUAAUGUUAAAAUCUGGUAAGGGUUGUUUUGAAAGACAUUUUUGUCAUCAUUUUCCUUCUAUACUAGAUUUCUCUUUCGAGUAAAUAACAAAAUCCCAGUAUCAUGAAUUGUAUAAUUGUUCUCAAUUUCCCAACGAAUUUAUUAAUGAAUUUGAGCCAUGGUCUCGUUUUCUCUAAGUCAUUUACCCGUCUAAAAAAAAACCUUCCUGGCAUACUGCCAAGAAAAUUUCGUACUCUCUGAAAUCAGGUUCGGAAGGAUUUUGAAUUUUUUUUUGUUCUAACCAAAGGCAGCGGUCACUUAUGUUGUUCAAACAAAAGCUUAAUGAGUACCUUUAGUGAAAAAUACUUUUCAGAAGUAAAUUCUCCUGUUAUUUACUAAGAAAAUAUAGCACAUAAAACAUUUUAAGUUUGCGCAAAACGUUAUUGCCCAACACCAUGUAUGUAUUGCAAUUGUAAAGGGAUAUACGCUAAAGUUCUAGUUUUUUCACUUAAUUUAAUUGUGGAUUAUUUUGCGACUAGUGAUUAAUAAGAUCUAAGAUACAGUAGACUUUAAAUGUUUUCUCUCUAUUUCUCUGUUUUUCUUUUAUUUUUAUACUAUACAUAACGAAGCUGUGAUUUUGGAUUUUGAAAAUUUGUGAUAAUUGUGGAUUAUUUUACGACUAGUGAUUAAUAAGAUCUAAGAUACAGUAGACUUUAAAUGUUUUCUCUCUAUUUCUCUGUUUUUCUUUUAUUUUUAUACUAUACAUAACGAAGCUGUGAUUUUGGAUUUUGAAAAUUUGUGAUAAUUGUGGAUUAUUUUACGACUAGUGAUUAAUAAGAUCUAAGAUACAGUAGACUUUAAAUGUUUUCUCUCUAUUUCUCUGUUUUUCUUUUAUUUUUAUACUAUACAUAACGAAGCUGUGAUUUUGAUUUUGAAAAUUUGUGAUAAUUGUGGAUUAUUUUACGACUAGUGAUUGAUAAGAUCUAAGAUACAGUAGACUUUAAAUGUUUUCUCUCUAUUUCUCUGUUUUUCUUUUAUUUUUAUACUAUACAUAACGAAGCUGUGAUUUUGGAUUUUGAAAAUUUUGUUUCGAUAAGUCACACAAGUUUUGAGACCUUGACGAACAAAACAAAGUGAAAAAAAAAUAACUUUUUUAUGGAAGAACUCACUCAAUACAAGCAAGAACUUGUUUCUAACCAAAACAUCCAUCUCAUUAAAUAGUUUGCACAAACAUAAGAUUCUGUCGGCAUCUUUGCAUAGCUUAUUCUUUUAUCCGAAACACACAAACAUGAACCAUCUAUUUUUUUUUUCUUUCCAUGAAAAAGUUCUCUCGGUAGAAGCGAGUCAAAACUGUGGAUGUGAAUUAUUUUAAUAAUUAUAAUAGCUAUUUUAAUAGCUAUUUUAAUAGCUAUUAAAAUAGCUUUGCACAUCUGUCAACACUUAGCCGGAAAGCGGCCGGAUAAGGUAAAGCUCCGUGCAACAUCAAAAUGUAAGUUUAAAGUAUUGGAGCGAAAAAAGUCGAAUGUGGACCGAGUUAUACAUUCAAUUACUCAAAAAGGACAAGAAGAACGUAAAAAAAAACUUGGAAGGAUAUUGUAUUUUUUAAAAUUUUGCACUAAAAUUAUUGGUAACAUGCUGUUCAAAAGGUCAAAAUAAUUAGGGCUCAUAUAUCACGCAUCCCUGAUUUGAAUAUGAUUGCACACAGAAUUUCCCUUCUGGGAUGGGCUAGGAGCAACUUUUGGAACAAAAGUCAGCGGUAUUUCAAAGAGAAUACCAUGCCUCCAGUCUUUAUCAACUGCCGCCCUAUCCUACCGAAGCAUAAGUUUACUGGCAAUCUCGGACUUCUCCGCAGGUCCCUCCGCAAUAUCGGGGGAAAGGGAAACGAAAUGAGCAACAUUACAUCCCCUACCCAGUCCUACAGCACGAGAGAGGUGGAUCUCGCCUUGCUCCCUGUCUAUAUCAUAGUGGUCCUGUUUGGAACCUUGGGGAACGCCGUUGUUAUUCACGUGAUCCGAGUCACACGUGCUAUGCACAGUACAACUAACUACUUGCUGGUGAACCUCGCCAUUGGAGAUAUGCUGACGCUACUCUGGUGCAUUCCGUAUAAGGUGCUCGUUUUCUACUUUGACCACCCAACAGGCACUGCGGGCGACUACAUCUGUAAAUUCUUCACGUCUUAUAACGUCACGGUAAUCACACUCACGGUUUCCAUCUUCACACUCACGCUGUUAUCAGUUGAACGCUACCGUGUGCUUCUCAACCCCAUGCACCACAAGUUCCGACUUGACCAGGAAAAUGUCUGGUACGCCAUUGCCGCUAUCUGGAUAUCCGCAAUCGCUUUCAUGGUACCGCUAUUCGUAGUGACAGGCUAUAACGAGUUGGCGAAGUCUUGUAGGGUCGAAUGGGGAAACAAGAAGCAAGAAGAUUUAUACAGCUUGUGUAUCAUGGUCUUCAGUAUCUUUGUCCCGCUUAUGGUGACUGUGGUUUGUUAUGUGAGAAUUAUCAAAGGCUUGUACUUUAAUAAUACCAUCGCAGCAGGGCCGGCAGGCUACACCCAGGAGUCAGAUCUCCGCGAAAAACGAAAAAUCGUCAAGAUGCUUUUGAUCGUUACAUCAGCAUUCGUGCUGUGUUUUCUACCAUACGCGACAUUCCGAAUCGUGGUCGCUUCAGCCGAUCCAAACGAUCACAAACGUUACAACCACGUUCAAAGCCUCAGGGAAAUCUUCAAGUUUCUCUGUUACAGCUCCUCGAGUUUCAACCCAGUGAUUUACUGCUUUCAGAGCUCUAAUUAUCGGGCAGCAUGUCGAAAACUGUUCAAGAAGGCGUUCAGGAUCAAAGAGACAUCGGAAUUUGACAAUUCUGCGGAUUUACGAACAAUGCCAAGUCAAUUCUCAGUCGGAGACAACGGAGCGAGUAACGACCAAGAAAAAGAAGUGAAAUGAAAGAUAUGUACAUCGAACACACAUUAAAGCCGCAUUGUCACAAGUUUACUUCCGGAGGUCCGACGGAAACCUCAACCGUUAAAAGACAAAAGGAUCUAUUAGAAUCCGAUAUAUUUAACUGGCCAUCCGCUCUAAAUUAUCGAUCACA
Messenger RNA from Nematostella vectensis (starlet sea anemone), 3090 nucleotides. Its product is annotated as prolactin-releasing peptide receptor. The coding region runs from base 1692 to 2942 and encodes 416 amino acids. The record is from RefSeq and is a predicted model, not a curated record. Gene Ontology annotation, cellular component: membrane. Gene Ontology annotation, molecular function: G protein-coupled receptor activity. The transcript has 4 exons. Gene Ontology annotation, biological process: G protein-coupled receptor signaling pathway. Lineage: Eukaryota; Metazoa; Cnidaria; Anthozoa; Actiniaria; Edwardsiidae.